AUGCCGAUUUUAGUAAAAGACUACUCGUGGAUUCAAAGUUCCACUACCGUUCAUAUAAGAGUUCCGCUAGAUCCAGUUUAUAAGGAAAAGGUAGAUCUUUUUACAACAGAUUGUUAUGUUAAAGCACAUUUUAGGCCAUUUCUGUUUGAAGUAUUUUUACUGCAUGAUGUUGAUAUUAAAAAAAGCAAAUGUAUAGUAAAGGACGAUGUUAUUUUGCUAGAUUUAAUAAAAAGAGAUGAUACCGAAUGGGAAUAUUUAGAAAAGAUCUUGACAAAGGAAGAUAAAAUGGUAAUUCGGCAAAAGAUACUGGAAGAAUGCCAACAAAAAGCUAAACAGGAAGCUGAAGAUAAAGCAAUAAAGAAAAGUCAUUUAGAUAGAUUUACGGUUCAAAAAGCAAUGGAUAUUGAUAGUAAACAACACGACAUUAUGGACUCGAGAAGAAAUGAACAGUGUAAAAGAGCUAUGGAUGAUUUAGAAAAGUGGAGAAUAUCUACAGAUCAAAAUUAUCAAAAUUUUAAACAAACAAAUGGAUCAGGUGUUAAAAUUAUUGAAUUGCCAUCGUUAGAAAAUGAUGAAGCUACCGAAAAAGGAAGCUUAUCUGCAAUUGAGAAUCGUAAACAAAAUUUUAUGGGUUUAAAAAGCUCUGGCGUUAAAAUAGUUGAACUACCAUCCUCAGAAGAUGAAGAUAUAUCGGACAAAACCAAAAUAAAUGAAUUAAAAAAAGAUCCUAGCAAGCAAAAUUAUAGUAAAACUAGCGAAUUUGCAAGCCAACACAAAAAGCAAGUAGUUAUACCGAAACCAGAAAAGAAAGUAGUAAAAUCUGAAUAUGUUGAAAAGAAAAAGGAAGAAACGGCUAAAAGGGUUUUGCCGAAAUUAAGGCAAAUGGCCAAUUUAGAGAUAACGCAUACACUGCGAACUUUUCCAACACCAAGUAGGGAAUCUACUGCCCAAGAAGAAGAGGCGUGGUUGAAAAAUAUAACAAUGGCAAGAAGGGCUACCGGGUUUGUAUCCGAAGAUCUGCGUCCAGAAGAACAAGAUCCUCAAUGGUGCAAAGAGAAAGGCGACGAAUUCUUCCGGAGUGGCAACUAUUUGGGCGCCAUAAGCGCUUAUACGCACGGCAUCACUUUAUCGGAUAAAUUGCCAAGUCUUUAUGCCAAUAGAUCCGUCACUCAUUUCGCACUGGGAAACUUUAAUAAAUGUGCAACAGAUUGUUCAACUGCCUUGGACCUUAUGAAACCGCCGUGUGAAGGCAAUCGCCGCAGUCGGGCAAAAUGCAUCGCUCGAAGGGGAGCGGCCCUUGCCCGUUUGGGCUAUUUAAACAAAGCAAUAGACGAAAUGAAAGCAGCCGCCAAAUUGUUGCCGGAAGACGAAACAAUCAAGAAAGAUAUAUAUGAUAUGGAGAGAGCAUGGGAACAGAAUCCUGAUUCAGAUUAA
Molecule: messenger RNA, 1434 nt
Organism: Pararge aegeria (speckled wood butterfly)
Lineage: Eukaryota; Metazoa; Arthropoda; Insecta; Lepidoptera; Nymphalidae
Product: dynein assembly factor 4, axonemal-like
Exons: 3
Coding region: 1-1434 (477 amino acids)
Biological process (GO): outer dynein arm assembly; inner dynein arm assembly; cilium movement
Molecular function (GO): protein binding
Source: RefSeq, a predicted model, not a curated record